Molecule: messenger RNA, 960 nt
Organism: Pseudovirgaria hyperparasitica
Lineage: Eukaryota; Fungi; Ascomycota; Dothideomycetes; Acrospermales; Acrospermaceae
Exons: 4
Coding region: 26-619 (197 amino acids)
Biological process (GO): protein transport; endosome transport via multivesicular body sorting pathway; late endosome to vacuole transport
Cellular component (GO): ESCRT III complex; multivesicular body
Source: RefSeq, a predicted model, not a curated record
CUGAUCAGCACAGAAUCAGCCCAAGAUGUCUGGUCUCGAAAAGGCCUUGUUCAACCUCAAGUUUACGGCGAAGCAACUGAACAGACAAGCAGCGAAAGCCGGGAAAGACGAACAGUCUGAGAAGACCAGACUGGAAAAGGCUAUGAAACAAGGAAACAAUGAUAUUGCCCGGAUAUAUGCCCAGAACGCUAUUCGGAAACAAAACGAGAAGUUGAAUCUGCUACGCCUAGCAUCUCGAAUCGACGCAGUCAGCAGCAGAGUCCAGACAGCCGUGACAAUGCGCCAGGUGACCGGCAGCAUGGCAAAUGUUGUGAAGGGUAUGGACGUGGCUAUGAAGCAAAUGGAUCUCGAAAAGAUAUCGGCAGUCAUGGACAAGUUUGAGACACAGUUCGAGGACCUGGACGUCGCGACCGGAUACUACGAAAACGCUACAUCAUCGGCGACAGCAGUUGGGACACCGCAAGAAGAUGUCGAUAAACUCAUGGCACAGACUGCAGACAAGGCUGGGGUGGAGCUGCAUCAAGAACUAGAGGAGGCUACCCCAGCGAAGACCAAGAUUGGUCCUACCGAACAAGAAGAGGAUGGGCUGAACGAGAGGCUGCGAGCCCUCCGGAAUUAAGAGGGUUGGAAUACAAUGACUUGGGUGUUUAGGGAGUUUCCGGAUUAGGCCGAUCUCAAGAGGAGCACUCAUCAUAUCAGAUAUUAUACGACGAAACCAGCAUGCCCUCUGGUUUCAACAUUGCAUGCAUUCAUAGACAAAGCUGCUCUGCUGGUAUAUCUCAUCGAGUGUGACUGCUACGACUGCAACUUUUUGGAAUGUUGGAGAAGCUGUACUCAGUGCAGCACUGUAGUGGAGGAUACUAAAUCGAUAACGCUAAUAUAUCGAAAUAUGUCCGGGUGCCGGCCCAAACUCAUAUCGAAAGCUUAAUUAAGGUAGCCAAUUCAUAGUGCCUUCCGGAU